Molecule: messenger RNA, 279 nt
Organism: Symbiodinium sp. CCMP2592
Lineage: Eukaryota; Dinophyceae; Suessiales; Symbiodiniaceae
Source: the annotation of a GenBank genome assembly
AUGCCGAAGUCGCAUGCGGAGGCCAUUCUUUUUGGGCUGAUGGCAAGUGCUGCGCCCCCAGAGCAAUCGCAAGUCAAGACACGCUACGUCGCCCUGACGUUGACUUUCUUGGUACUCUACGAUCUUUGGAGUCCCAUCGGCGACAUUUACAACUUCCAGGCCGUGCUGGAGGAGAUGGUGUCUGGGAUGGAAGAGGAGCUGGAGGCCCGUCUCGCCGAGGCUCAGGCUUUGGCCGACGACGAGGUCUCUAGCCUGGGUGGCCAGCCUGGGCAAGUCUGA